AUGGAGAAAUAUAAAGAAAGCACGGGUAGCGUUAUGCUUACACUACAAUCAUCUAUAAUUAAGUUAAAAGAGCUAAAAAGUCAGAACCAAUCAAGUUGUGGACUUAUUGGAUUUCUUUGCACCAGACUUAAGAGGAAUCGCCACUUCUCUUGCGUGUUCUUGCAAGAGGAAUGGCAGCAGCAGUUUGGAGUGGUUCUAUUAGAAUUACUCACUGGGAAACGGGCAAUGGAUAAGAACCGUCCUGCUACAGAGCAGAAUCUGGUGAAGUGGGAAAGAAAUUUUCUGAAGGAUCCUCAUAAGCUAGACAGAAUACUGGAUCCAGGACUUGAAUGUCAAUAUUCAAUUGAAGGCGCCAAGAAAGUGGCUGCAUAG
Messenger RNA from Fraxinus pennsylvanica, 372 nucleotides. NCBI's taxonomy places the organism in Eukaryota, Viridiplantae, Streptophyta, Magnoliopsida, Lamiales, Oleaceae. The record is from the annotation of a GenBank genome assembly.